This is a messenger RNA of Aspergillus wentii DTO 134E9, 867 nucleotides long. Its product is annotated as formyltetrahydrofolate deformylase. Bases 1 to 867 code for a protein of 288 amino acids. Gene Ontology annotation, molecular function: formyltetrahydrofolate deformylase activity. Gene Ontology annotation, biological process: 'de novo' IMP biosynthetic process. The record is from RefSeq and is a predicted model, not a curated record. NCBI's taxonomy places the organism in Eukaryota, Fungi, Ascomycota, Eurotiomycetes, Eurotiales, Aspergillaceae. The transcript has a single exon.
AUGGCCGACAGCUUCAUCCUCACCAUCUCCUGCCCUGACCGGCCCGGCAUUGUGCAUGCCGUGACUGCUUUCCUGGUCCAGCACAACCUCAACAUCGUCGACUCGUCUCAAUUCGGUGACCCGACCUCCAAGCGCUUCUUCCUGCGCAUUCACUUUGCCCUCGGCGAUCCCACUGCUGAAAAGCCCACCGUCGAACAGCUCCGCGAUGCCUUUGCUCCCACCGCCGCCUCGUUCUCCAGCGAUUCCUUCGACAUCGUCCCGGCCACCCAGAAACCCCGCGUGAUGAUCAUGGUCUCCAAGAUCGGCCACUGCCUCAACGACCUCCUCUUCCGUCAAUCCACUGGCCAGCUCGCCAUCGAGAUCCCUCUCAUCGUCUCCAACCACCCCGAGUUCGCUGCCCUCGCCGCGACCUACAACAUCCCCUUCAUCCACCUCCCCGUCACCAAGGAGACCAAGACCGAGCAGGAGACCCGCGUCCUCGAGCUCGUCAGCGAACACAAGAUCGACCUCAUCGUGCUGGCCCGCUACAUGCAGGUCCUCUCCCCCAUGCUCUGCGAGGCCAUGUCCGGCAAGAUCAUCAACAUCCACCACUCCUUCCUGCCCUCCUUCAAGGGCGCAAAGCCCUACCACCAGGCCUACGACCGCGGCGUCAAGAUCAUCGGUGCCACCGCCCACUUUGUCACCAGCGAUCUGGACGAAGGCCCGAUCAUCGAGCAGAACGUCGUCCGCGUCAACCACGGCAUGAGCCCCAAGGAGCUCACCCACGCCGGCAGCAACGUCGAGAGCAACGUGCUGGCUACUGCGGUCAAGUACGUGACGGAGCGGAGAGUGCUGCUGAACGGACACAAGACGGUUGUGUUUAACUAG